This is a messenger RNA of Nannochloropsis gaditana CCMP526, 3351 nucleotides long. Its product is annotated as t-complex 11 like isoform cra b. Bases 16 to 2946 code for a protein of 976 amino acids. The record is from RefSeq and is a predicted model, not a curated record. Gene Ontology annotation, biological process: signal transduction. The transcript has a single exon.
UAGGAGGGGCAGAAUAUGUCCGCUGAAGACAAGCAAGGACGAAGAUGUGGCUUGACGUGCACUGACCUCACGUCGCCAUCGACACCAAAGCGCUCUCCAAGUUCGAUCACUGGGCAGCACAGAUUGCAAAAAGCUGCUAGAAUUGUGCAGAUGUGGUGGCGAAGAUAUCGUGCGAUCGGUAAAAUAGCUGUUUACCUAACCACGCAAGCCUCUCAAUUAAGACAGGCUAAUGAGGUAUUGAUGCUGAAAUCAAGUACCGGAUUUGAGGACGUCCUUAGCAAGAUCAGAGACAAAAAUAUUAUAGCGAGCAUCGCAUGUCUCUUGAAUGCCGUGUCAAUCCAGGGGCCUGACAAAAAGAGGGGCUCCCCUGGGAUGGAAGACUCACAACAGUUCUUCCAUCGGGUUCAGGAGCAGCAGGCGCGCAAAAUUUUGACCGCAGUUAUGAUCAAAUUGCAUCCUGGAGAUGUCAUAACGACAGAUCCAUAUACGUGCAGCAAAGACCAUGGUGAAGAAAUGGGUAUGGCGGAGUUGGAAGCCCAACUCGUAUGCAUUGCCGCAAAUCUGGUUUUGGAUUCAGCGAGCUGCCUCAUAAACAUGCUGGGUGACCUGGAGACAGGUUACACACCAUUUCGACGCAAAGCAGGAGCUUUGGGCCUACUUCGUCUCCGACUCAACACUCUCAACUUUGCACGUACAUUUAUGAACGCAUCCUUGACCACGCUGCAAAAUCGCCAGGCGCGCAGUAUUUCUUUAUCUUUUUUGACCUCGUAUGUGGAAGCAUACCGGAAUUUUAAAGAUGCACAGCGCGUUGGAGAGGAAGGGCUUAUUGAAGCAGCACGGCAUAGCCUACAUAAGGUUCAUGUGGGCAUAUGCCAAGUGCUGGGGCGAGAGCUUGCGGAGAAACACUGCCGAAGCGUAGAAGAGGGCAUGGACACGGGACGAAAGAAUGUUGUGCUGAUGCCUUGGGGCAUGACUGUAGCAUUGCCGCCUAUGAGAAUGUCGAGCCUUUCUAAGGCUCAAAUACCCUCCUCUUCUAAUGAUUUGGCUAUGGUAGGAUUGAAAAGUACCAGUGGAAACAGCUAUGACAUUUCUCCAGGCCUGGGCCCGGAAAAAAGAAAAAGUUCUACCUUGCCUCCGAGAUCUGAAGGUGGUAAUGAAAAUAUCAGCACCGCCAGGAGGCUGAUGGCCACCACAAAUUCCGACGCGAAGGCUGUGGAAAAUCCCCCCAGCGCUAUUACGCAACCUACGACGGCCGCAAAAUUUGAGGCUGAAACAGAGGACGGAGAAACUUCGAUCGACACUCAGCCCUCAUCCACAAUGCUGCUGAAUGAAAAACUGGCCCAUGAAAUCAUACUUAACCCAACAUUUUCAAUCAGCGAGGAGAAAGCGUCAAUGUCCGCAGUCAGAGGAGAAUUUGGGAAUGAAGACCUCGGACACAUACGCGACACUAUGGAGGAGAUCUUUUGGGAUCGCUUGGUAGAAGCCAUGACACCUCCCCUGCAAGAAGGCCCAAGCGAUUUUACAAGCGGUUCGAUAGCGCAGAUCCGCUUUGGAAGCGGACAGGGCUCACUUUUUGCAUGCAAAGUUGAAGCAGUAAAUGAAGAUGAAACCGUCGACAUAGAGUAUUUGGUUGAUGGCGUCAAAGAACGACGGCCGAUCCAUCAAUUUCGUUUGAAAGACGAUCCAUUGGAAUACGAGCCAUUCCUGGCACUUGUAGAUGAAGUGCGGGAGAAACUGACGAGUUUGACACCUCGACGUAUCGACCUGGCGGAGGAGCUGCGAGCCCACUUAGACAAAAAACUCUUGAGCCAAAUGGCUCUUCAAGGUCUCCUGGAUGCACCCGCGAUCUACAAGUUGUUAAAGUACAUAUUUGAUCAUCUCAUGGCGCUUCAGGCUCCUGUUAGGGUUGCAGAGACGAUGUCUUGGAUUUCGGGCUUUGAGAAGGAAGUACAUGCAUCCAUGUCUGCAUCGCAGCAUGCCAAGUAUAUCCCGUCGGCCUUCGUUGCGUUGCUCCCUCGCGUGUUUCGAGGUAUUUUUGCACGUAUAGAUGAGACACAACGGGACAUUGCUGACGCUCACAUACAAAUGCUUCGACCUUAUCUGGUUCAACAUGGCGUUGAAUACGAACGAGAAAAAUUUGCCGCGCGUUUUCUAACCGGUCAAUGGAGGCUUUUAAAUACUGAAGCAUGGCUCAAAAAGGUAUUAGCAAGUCCAGAAAACGCGUCGCACUUAUCUUCAAUCGCUCAAGGCGAUGCAAUGGCUCAUCGCAACUUAUUGUCUAGAGCAAUGAAAUGUCUCUUGCAACAACCAGUACGCAUUGAAAUCUGUAGUAACCUUCCCGAGACGCUACGCUAUGACGGAUUACGUAUGACAAAAUUUCGGGACGAGCAGGAUAGAAUCACGCUUGUUGCGGUCUAUUCUUCUUUAUUGCGUCAGUUUUUAAGUGUACAAUGUCCCUCAUUGAAUUCUCAUCAAUCCGAAUGUAUGGGAUCCACCAUUCUUGCACUGGAGACCAGGUUGUACGUUCUUUUACAAGGAGUCGGAAAUACCGUUCUGCUUUCUUGUUUAAUGGAGGAGGUGCUUGAAUGUGCGAGACAGAUCUGCAAAAAAGAGGAAGCAGUCUUCAGCGGGGCUCAAGCCUCCAUUUUGCAAGGAAUGCUUCACAAUGCUGCAAAACCAAAAAGUCCUUUGUUUGACUUGGUUUCAGAGCGCAUAUCCGCGGUCACAAAUCUAUAUAUGUGCGGGGAAGCCCAAAAUGCUCAUAAGGCCAUGACUUGUUUUGGUCUUGCAUCAUUUCAAUCAAAGUUGGAGGUCACAGGUUAUGGCUUGCAUCGUUUAUUCAUGCAUAAUCUAGCCGUACACGGUGAUGUAUAUUCUAAAAUUCUUCGCGACGAAGCUUCAAUUUUAUUAUGCGAAAAAGAUCAUGGAAACUCCAGCCUGAUGUGACAUUCCUGUAUUCCAUUGUGCAAUCACGAUCAUUUCGACGUGAAACUUCAAAUGUACAUCCCACUUUUCUAGAAAUUGUCAUGAAGUUUUCGUAUUUAAGAAACAUUUUUUCCUCUCCUGUUUUAGGCAGUUUGACACGUUUCAUACAUGAAAGAAACCUCUAGAGCAGAUACCUUCGAAAAUUCUGCUCCCGUGCCGGAUGUAAUCUCGAAGAAUCCAAUGAAAGCAACGGGACGCAUUUCUAUUUCUUCUCUACUAAUAGAACAAAUACAACAGGAAGUCAGGAUUGGGCUUUUAAAGAUGUUUAAAGUAUUUUCCGGCCUUUUCAUGAUUGAACACCAUACCAUGGAUACAUGAGAAUAAAUUCGGAAGUGCGAAAUAUACCUGCCAAAAUCAUCUACAAAG